Argentina anserina (silverweed cinquefoil) is the source of this 614-nucleotide messenger RNA. RefSeq lists its product as uncharacterized. Gene Ontology annotation, cellular component: delta DNA polymerase complex. The record is from RefSeq and is a predicted model, not a curated record. Lineage: Eukaryota; Viridiplantae; Streptophyta; Magnoliopsida; Rosales; Rosaceae. Gene Ontology annotation, biological process: DNA-templated DNA replication; DNA synthesis involved in DNA repair. Gene Ontology annotation, molecular function: DNA-directed DNA polymerase activity.
UCCAGGAGUAAAGGAAAUUCAAAAUUUGAAAUCAGAGGUCUAGCGAUGGCGACGAAAUCGAAUAUGAAGGGUUUCUACAAGCAGAAGAAGGCCGGUAUCUCCAAGAAGAAGAAAUCCCCCGCCGCCUCUCUGGGCUCCGACGCCACCCAACCCUCCGCCCUCAUCUCCCACGGCGCUCCUGAUCUCAAAGAUGAUUACGAUGAGCAAGAGGAGCUGUUGAGGCAGUUUGAUCUGAAACGGCGGGAGAGGGCUUGCAAGCUGGGGAUGAAUCCUCCCAAGGAGGUGGAGAGUUUGUUGAAAGGUGGGAAGGUUCGGCUCGAUUCGCUGUGGGAUGGGAGGAUUUAGGGAUUGCGGGAAUGAGGUUUUACUGGAGUUUCUGUGGUGUUUAGAGGUGAGAGGUUUCGGCGUCUUGCUGAAACUUGGCUGUGUUUUUACAAUGUAGUUUGGGUACUCUUUGUUGUUCCUGUGUCCUUGAUUUAGCAGUAGAAGCUAUCUUUUAAGCCAUGUAAUGUGAUGUGACACUAUGUGGUUUGGUGUUCAAAUGUGCGGUUGUUUUGUAGCGUGUACUUGAUUCACUUAUGCUAUUGUUGAUCGUAUCGUUUAGUUUUGGGAUA